CCUGGAAGCCAGCAGAGUUGCAGCCAGGCGUGAAAUUGGUUUAGUGACAGAAAGUAGAGUACCAGCGGCACCAGCCAAGCAGGUUAAUUCUUCGAUUGUGUUUCACUGGCAGGAGGAGGAGGAGGAGAAGCCAUGUCUUCUUCCCAAACGGGAAAGCUGAUGCCGAAUCUGGACGAGCGGAGCACCAAGGUUCUCAAUCUCACCGUUCUUCAGAGAAUUGAUCCCUACAUUGAGGAGAUCUUGAUCACCGCCGCUCACGUCACCUUCUACGAGUUCAAUGUCGAGAUCAACCAGUGGAGCCGUAAGGAUGUUGAAGGGUCUUUGUUUGUGGUUAAGAGGAAUACCCAGCCAAGGUUCCAGUUUGUUGUAAUGAAUCGCCGGAAUACAGAGAAUCUGGUGGAAGAUCUCUUGGGAGAUUUUGAAUUUGAAAUUCAGGUUCCAUAUCUAUUAUAUCGUAAUGCAGCUCAAGAAGUGAAUGGUAUCUGGUUUUACAAUUCACGUGAGUGUGAAGAGGUUGGAAAUCUAUUUAGUAGGAUUCUUAGUGCAUAUUCAAAGGUUUCUCCGAAGCCAAAGCUAAGUUCAACCAAAAGUGAGUAUGAAGAACUUGAGGCAGUACCAACUAGUGCAGUGAUUGAGGGGCCACUGGAGCCAUCAUUUACUGUGCCCACUCAUACUGAUGUUGCUGAAGACAACUUUUUGAAUUUCUUUGAUGCAGCCACAGGUUUAGGCGCCAACUCUUCUAAGUCCCCAAAUACUAGGCCAACGUACUAUGCUUCUCCUCAAACCUCAGCUUCGACCUCACGUUUACCUGGCUCCAUACCACAUGUCCCAACACUUCCUCCACAAUCAGCUCCUUCAGUUUUGUCUCUCCAGGAUGGUACUGACCCAAUGAACAAAACCAAUCAGGUUGCCGGUCUUCUCAAGCCCAAUUUCUUUACACCUCCCUCAAUGUCACCUGUACUACCAGUGAACCAUAUUCCGUCCUCUAUCCCAGCAACACCUGCACUUAAUCCUUCUCGCUUGAAUCUGCAGCAACGCCCACACGGUUCUCCAAUGCUUCAACCCUUCCCCCCUCCCACACCACCACUCUCUUUCACUUCUAAUCCUCCUCCUCCUCCUACUAAUGUGACACUAAACAGAGAAAAAGUUCGAGAUGCACUUCUAAUGCUGGUUCAGGACAAUCAGUUUAUCGACUUGGUCUACCAAGCACUGUCAAAAGUGCACCAAUCAUGAGCCUGUUAAUGAACGAGGCACACACAAGGUGGGCGGGAGAAUACAUAUGAUUUUAUGCCGAGCGUUAUUUGAAGGUUUCUCUUUGGCCUUCUCCGUGGACCUGAGAAUACAUAAUCACCUUAGUUUCAUGUAUUUUAUCGUACAGUGAAUGUUGGUGUGACGUUGUAUAUGAUUUGGCGUGCAUUGUCCUCAACCUUUACUCUUUGGGCAUUACAGAAUGCGAUCAAUGGUAUGGUUGUGUGGGGUCUAUUUUCUCAUUGGAAAAAGAAGCAUUUCGUGGGUGCGUGUGUGUGUGAGAAACUGCUUGUAUUAUUUUUAUGAUGUGUUUGAUAGUAGUAUUUGUCCAAGAACAAUGUAUUCUUUUAAAGUUUAAAAGCAAAUUGACGACACGGAUUGAGAUGUUGGUUUUUCUUUUGUUUUUCUCUUGAAUAAUUGCUAAGCGUGUCU
Molecule: messenger RNA, 1680 nt
Organism: Cuscuta campestris
Lineage: Eukaryota; Viridiplantae; Streptophyta; Magnoliopsida; Solanales; Convolvulaceae
Source: the annotation of a GenBank genome assembly